This is a messenger RNA of Patiria miniata (bat star), 2501 nucleotides long. Its product is annotated as tectonic-2-like. Gene Ontology annotation, biological process: cilium assembly. The transcript is spliced from 6 exons. The record is from RefSeq and is a predicted model, not a curated record. Bases 770 to 1957 code for a protein of 395 amino acids. Lineage: Eukaryota; Metazoa; Echinodermata; Asteroidea; Valvatida; Asterinidae.
AUAAUGCAACAACCGGCCAAAUGGACAUUAUAACAAAUGCAACCUUAUUACCCAACACCACUUCUCCAGGAACGGCGUCGCCCACACCUACCGCGCCCAUUCCUGCCACGUCCGCACCUGCCACGUCUGCAACUGCCACGCCCAUACCCACCACACCUGACCCAAUCAUAACUGAAUCCCCCACCGUCGUGCCCCUUCCUACCAGCGUACCUUUUCCAGCCAAGACACGGCCACGUGGGUCCUGGCCCAGCCGCAGAUCGUGUUCCAAGAGGGCGACGCGGCGAAAGCGUUGGACAUCCGACUGCGUAAUGCUGGGAGGGGUUUCCAGGGCGGCCUGCUGGUGCGAUGCUGCUCCACGCCUGAUUUGAACACGAGCCCCAAGUACACAGACUUGUCUAGCUCAGUCGUAGCCAGGAUGGAAGUGGCUGCGGCUAGGUCCAUUAACUGGACCAGUGCUACAGCUCUGUACAGAAGAUGACAUUGUGGCUUUCAGCUGUAUUUCUGGGAUACCCGGCGGCAAUUGUACCAAACAGCACGCUUAUAAUUGCUCUAGCGAGGAUAUCUACCGACCGGACUAUUUCCCAUUCCUCUGUGUGCAAACGGACAAUAGCCCUUUCCUACGCCUGUACUACACUGCCAGAUCUGGUGCGCGGGAUGCCGCAGGUUAUAACACCCUCAAAGCCACGCCUUCAGACAUUCAGGGUACGACAAGCUUUGAAGAUACCCAGCAACGUUCGUUGGACUUCCACAAACGACUGAAUCUCCUACAAUGGAAUCUCCAACAACCAAUGCGCAGACAACACAAGGCCAGACGACUACCGAUACACCAACAACCCAAUCAGAUCUGACCAAGGACUCCGGCAUCGUGACCACAGACUCGCCCAUCGGCAGCACCAACCAAACCAACACCACUCUACCCUUCACCCAGCAUUUUGCCGUCACGUUUAUUCACCUCCCGACGCCCCUCACUGACCCCGCCCCCGUCGAUCCACCGGAAGUCAGCACCCAAAAAACUCUUUCAGGGAAUCCCGGCUAUAUCACCGGCGAGCGGGUCUUGACGGGUCUUGCUGUCUACAACUCGCUGGUCGAGUGCAACGACACGGGUGAUUGCGCACCUGUGGAUCCUCCUCAGCCUGGUGACUUUGUCCGUAUCGAUGAUGCAGGGGCCAACAGACUGAGAGUCUGGGUACCAGGUCCAGGGAGUCUGUGUUCCCAAUCCAGCCUGGCCGAUGUCACGUUUGGCGAGGACCACACCUCUGGUUGCAUACUCAGGCUAGGCUGGACCCGCCUCAGCAACUGCACUACGCUACGGGAGGCCAUGCUGGCCGAGCUGCAGACCACGGUGGCAGCAGACAGGAUCGGCAAGGUCGGCAACGCAAACACCUCAAUCGAAAACAACUGGGCCCCCAUUUUCAACUCUGAGGAAGAUGACAUCCCAACUGAACCUCCACCGACGACAGUUGCCAUGACAACAAAUGAGCAGACAACACCAGAGUUCUUCAACGAGACGCAGCCCAGUCCCAUCGACCUCCUGCAGGGAUUGUGUUACGAGGUACCGACAGCGGUCAACAUUGAGAUCCUGUACGCAAAAGCUGGCGAAUACGGCUCGGUCGUCCAACGUGAGAUCUUGGCAGCAUACAUAAGAUACACCAGGUCUACCGUUAAGCUGAAUUGCAUUGGAGCCGAUGGUUUUGCUUGUCAUCUGGAUCAAACCUCCAACGAAACCACAGACUGGGUCCAGUCCUUUCCAGUUGCCAGCACUGUCACCUUUAUCCUUACUGAGCGUCAAAGCGCGAGACGCUGUGACUAUGACCAGUGUGACGAGGAGAUGCUGUUUCUGCUGUCGCUGCGUUUCCAGGGGGACUCGCGGACGUACACGGUUGCCAUGUUAAUGAUUGUUGUCUUGCUCACCUUAGCGUAUUUUGCCAUUACUAAACCUGGGUCGUUUAUCAUCUAACCAAAAGCCAAAAUGCUUUAAUACAAGCCAAAAAUUAUCUGAGUUGAGUUAAGACCUCCGAUUUAAAACUUAGCAUCUAUUCUUAGGGAUUCCAAUGGCAAAUUUCAUGAAAAUCAUCUUGUCUAGAACUGGAGGCAAUGCAACCAUCGUUUAUUGGAUUAACAAUGACCUUGAUCUUUGCCUCAUGACAUUUGCCAUGUUGCCCCUUCAUCAGUAGGAUACUUUAAUAGGCUUACACUAGCUAUGCACCUACCAAGUUUCAUGACAAUACAUCAUGUCUACCGUAAUUUUCGGAAUAUAAGCCGCACGGAGUAUAAGCCGCACCGACCGCAGCGGUUUCAAUCUUGUAUUGGCCUCCAAAUUGUAGUCAAAAUGCUCUGAACCAGUUCCAUUUACACUACGAAAACUAUCAAAAGGGCCACAAAAGUUAUAUCAAAUCAUUUACAGUCGAUACUCUUACAAGCAAAUAUGGAAAUGGAUGAUGAGAAAUAAACACCGGGAACUGCUGCCGGCUGGUAAUAAAGGGGUGUAUUUUCUUGGGAAC